Messenger RNA from Fusarium graminearum PH-1, 405 nucleotides. RefSeq lists its product as uncharacterized. Bases 1 to 405 code for a protein of 134 amino acids. NCBI's taxonomy places the organism in Eukaryota, Fungi, Ascomycota, Sordariomycetes, Hypocreales, Nectriaceae. The record is from RefSeq and is a predicted model, not a curated record. The transcript has a single exon.
AUGAAGACACUCCAAGGAGUGGGAUCGCAUGCGCAGAUACAACAACAAUGCAAGACACAGCAGCAGCAGGCAGGCUCAGGAUCUGUUGUGUUCGGGCUUUGGAAACCAAAAGACUCAGAUCAUGGCUUGGAUAGGCUCAAUAGGGCCCGGGAGAAAAUGGAUGAGCUAGUGCUGGGCAACUACAGAAGAGUCGCCGAGCCUCGAGGAGCCAUCGAGGACGACAAUGGGCACAGAUCAAGACGACAAAGGGCCGGCACACAUGUUGCCUCGCAGACGCGUGAGCUCAUGGCCAGCCAUCAUAGUAUACCUAACGAGCAGCAACUGCUACCGCCCACGGGAAGAAACCAGGAACAGAGGAAGCAAGCGAAAGAUAUCAUCAACAUACCCAUUGUGAUUGUGGUUUAA